Messenger RNA from Eubalaena glacialis (North Atlantic right whale), 776 nucleotides. It is a transcript of the gene BBC3, whose product is annotated as BCL2 binding component 3. The transcript is spliced from 4 exons. NCBI's taxonomy places the organism in Eukaryota, Metazoa, Chordata, Mammalia, Artiodactyla, Balaenidae. Gene Ontology annotation, biological process: intrinsic apoptotic signaling pathway in response to endoplasmic reticulum stress; positive regulation of release of cytochrome c from mitochondria; execution phase of apoptosis. The record is from RefSeq and is a predicted model, not a curated record. The coding region runs from base 105 to 686 and encodes 193 amino acids. Gene Ontology annotation, cellular component: mitochondrion.
GCAGCGAGCGGCGCUCGGCGGGCGCGCCCUCCUGAAGGAAGCCGCCCGCCCCCCAUCACCGUCCCCUCCGGCGUGUUCAUGCCCCCGGGGCCCCAGGGAGCGCCAUGGCCCGAGCACGCCAGGAGGGCAGCUCUCCCGAGCCCGUAGAGGGCCUGGCCCGCGACGGCCCGCGUCCCUUCCCCCUCAGCCGCCUGGUGCCCUCGGCCGUAUCCUGCGGCCUCUGCGAACCCGGCCUGCCUGCCGCCCCCGCCGCCCCCGCCCUGCUGCCCGCCGCCUACCUCUGCGCCCCCACCGCCCCGCCCGCCGUCACCGCCGCCCUGGGGGCCCCCCGCUGGCCUGGGGGUCCUCGCAGCCGGCCCCGAGGCCCGCGCCCCGACGGUCCUCAGCCCUCACUCUCGCCCGCGGAGCAGCACCUGGAAUCGCCAGUGCCCAGCGCCCCGGGGGCCCUGGCGGGCGGCCCCACCCAAGCGGCCCCAGGAGUCCGGGGGGAGGAGGAGCAGUGGGCCCGAGAGAUCGGGGCCCAGCUGCGGCGGAUGGCGGACGAUCUCAACGCGCUGUACGAGCGGCGGAGACAAGAGGAGCAGCAGCGACACCGCCCCUCCCCCUGGAGGGUCCUGUACAAUCUCAUCAUGGGACUCCUGCCCUUACCCAGGGGCCGCGGAGCCCCGGAGAUGGAGCCCAAUUAGGUGCCUGCACCCGCCCGGUGGACGUCGGGGACGUGGGGGGCAGGAUCCUCCCACCUCCUGACGCCCUGGCCAGUGCGGGGGACUUUUUCU